Messenger RNA from Sphaeramia orbicularis (orbiculate cardinalfish), 1350 nucleotides. RefSeq names its product thrombospondin type-1 domain-containing protein 7B-like. Lineage: Eukaryota; Metazoa; Chordata; Actinopteri; Kurtiformes; Apogonidae. Gene Ontology annotation, biological process: actin cytoskeleton organization. The record is from RefSeq and is a predicted model, not a curated record. The transcript has 10 exons. Gene Ontology annotation, cellular component: plasma membrane. The coding region runs from base 1 to 1350 and encodes 449 amino acids.
AUGAAAGUGGGUGUGGUUUCAGUAGGUCCUGGACACGACCGUGCGAACCUUCCGUGCAGAUGUGUCAGCGGCUGUUUCCGUUCCGACAGCGGCGUCCCGCACACAGCUGCAGCUCUGUGUACCAAGGACAGCUCCCCCCUGACCUUCCAGACGUGUGUGAUGCCCAAAGACUGUCAGACAUCCCUGUCGGUGGGGGGAAACGAUGCCCUCCCCGGGAGGAAAAAGAAGCCUGCAACAUUCUGGAGAUUACUUCCCAGCUGCCCCAGGUACCAGUGGAGGACCACCGACUGGGGAGAGUGUCGCGUCUCCCCCUUACUGAGCCAACAGGACCGGCGGCUGGCAAACAUCAGUAUUUUGUGUGGGGGGGGAGUCCAGACCAGGAAGACCUACUGUGUUCAGAUCCCUGAUGACUCAGCACCACAUCACAGGAAGGAGGUUUCCAGACCUGUGGAUGCCAGACUGUGCGCCGCCGCCGCUGAACCGCCUCCGUCGUCCGUCCGCGGCUGCUCCGUCCCCUGCCGGCAUCACUGUCUGCUGUCUGCGUGGUCACACUGGGGCCCAUGUGUGCACGAAAACUGCAAAGAACCGCAGGGGAAGAAAGGUUUCCGGCUGAGGAGACGGCAGGUGUUAUGGGUGUCCAGCAGUCCUCCACAGACCUGCCCCCAUCUGGUGGAGUCCGUCCCCUGUGAGGAGCCGGUCUGUUACCAGUGGCAUGUGGAGGAGCUCCCAUGUGUUCCAGCCCAAAGCCCCUGUGGUCCAGGAAGGGCAGUCCACAACCUGACCUGUGUGGACUCUGAAGGGGCAGACGUGUCCCCCUCCCUCUGCGGUGAUGACCCUCCCCCCUCUGAGGUGCCCUGUCAGAUGCCCUGCCCUGCAGACUGCGUGGUGGGCUCCUGGUCGUCAUGGUCACCGUGCUCACACAGCUGCGCCACCAAGACCGCCGAGGGCCGCCAGAGCCGCUCCCGCGCCGUGUUGGCCCUCCCUGGUAAAGGUAAACGGUGUCCAGCGGCUCCAGCUCUGGAGGAGUGGAGGGUGUGCAACGACCACCCGUGUAUGGUGUUCUACUGGGAGGCGUGGCCCUGGGGACCCUGCAUCCAAGACGCUUCUAUGAACCUGAACGGAACCGCCUUCUGGAACAGCAGCUCUGCAUGUGCCGUCGGAGUCCAGAUCCGGAAGGUCACCUGCAUGAAGAUGAACGCCGGGCCCGUCAUUAAUAAAAGGUGUCCAGACUCCACUCGCCCAGAAACUGUCCGACCCUGUGUGCUUCCCUGUAAGAAGGACUGCAUGGUGACGCCCUUCAGUGAGUGGACUGCCUGCCCCUCCACCUGUGUGCCAGAAACUGGAAGCUGA